AAAACUCUUGAAUCUACUAGGCUUGUUAUUAUCCACGACCCACAGAACAAAGCUGUGCUAGUAAUGUCUUACGCUUGUUUUUAAUAUUUUACUUUUUAUACGGCAGAGUGUCAAUACAGCUUUAGUUCAUCAGGAAGUGACGGGAAGUGACGGUGGGCGUCCCGAGCAGGAGAGCUAGGCUCAGUGCUAGCUGUGAGUUUGGAGAGAGUUGGGAAGUGUGUUUAUGUUGGCGUGGAUGUAAAGUCCUGCAGUGUUCUCCGCUGUUAAUAAAGCCAUUAAAGUGCAUCGCCGACGUGAGUCUCUCCUUCCCCACAACAAGCGGCAUUACAGUAUUGACCAGUGCACACCAGGAAAUAAACGGUGUCAUUUCUUACAGGCAUUGGCUGGACAGCUAUGUAGUGGGGCUUGUUUAACCUUUGCCUUGUGGGCAAGCAGGAAGGAGAGACGAUGCUGAGAGAUGUGUGUGUGUUCUGAGCUCCAUUCUGGUGGCCGCGUUCAAUAAAUAAAGUUGGCAGAAGCAACAGGAGAAGUUUCCUUGUUUGCUUCGGAGCUGAAUAACACUGACAAGUUAACAGACUAGUAGUGAACGGAAAAGAAGACGGCUUUGUUUGUGUCGAAUACAGAAGAUGAGGACUUUGAUGGAUUUGUGGAUGACGAUUGAUGAAAAAUAACACAUCCAGCAAGUGAUUAGUCGUCAAGAAGAAUGUCCCUCUUAGCCACAGGGUGGGAGCUCCACUUUGAAGCAGAUGAAGCCGCCCCAUGUUAAAGAGGAAGAGGAAGAGGAAGAACUCUCCAUCACUCAGGAGGGAGAGCAUCUUCUAGGGCCAGAGGAGGCUGAUCUCACCAGGUUGCCACUGACUGGUGUCUCUGUGAAGACCGAAGACCCUGAAGACAAACCACCUGAGUCCUCACAGCUUCAUCAUAGUCCAAGUGAGGAGAUGAGAGACACUGAGCCACAGCCCCCCUAUGUUAAAGAGGAAGAGGCGGAGCCACAGCCCCCCUGUGUUAAAGAGGAAGAGGCAGAGCCACAGCCCCCCUAUGUUAAAGAGGAAGAGGAAGAACUCUCCAUCACCCAGGAGGGAGAGCAUCUUCUAGGGCCAGAGGAGGGUGAUCUCACCAGGUUGCCACUGACUGGUGUCUCUGUGAAGACCGAAGACCCUGAAGACAAACCACCUGAGUCCUCACAGCUUCAUCAUAGUCCAAGUGAGGAGAUGAGAGACACUGAGCCACAGCCCCCCUAUGUUAAAGAGGAAGAGGCGGAGCCACAGCCCCCCUGUGUUAAAGAGGAAGAGGCAGAGCCACAGCCCCCCUAUGUUAAAGAGGAAGAGGAAGAACUCUCCAUCACCCAGGAGGGAGAGCAUCUUCUAGGGCCAGAGGAGGGUGAUCUCACCAGGUUGCCACUGACUGGUGUCUCUGUGAAGACCGAAGACCCUGAAGACAAACCACCUGAGUCCUCACAGUUUCAUCAUAGUCCAAGUGAGGAGACGAGAGAGGCGGAGCCACAGCCCCCCUAUGUUAAAGAGGACAAGGAUGAAGAGGAGCCACAGCUGGGUGGGCUGUCACUCCUCCUCCUGCUUGAUGUGGGUGACAUGAAAGAGGAAGAGGAGGAGCCGCAGCCCCCCUAUGUUAAAGAGGAAGAAGAACUCUCCAUCACUCAGGGGGCAGAGCAUCUUCUAGGGCCAGAGGAGGCUGAUCACGCCAGGUUGCCACUGACUGGUGUCUCUGUGAAGACCGAAGACCCUGAAGACAAACCACCUGAGUCCUCACAGCUUCAUCAUAGUCCAAGUGAGGAGAUGAGAGAGGCGGAGCCUUCAUGCAGCAGCUCACUGCAACACAUGACAACAGAAGCUGAUGGAGACCACUGUGGAGGAUCACAAGCAGACAACCUCUUAGCUCCACUGUCAGAUAGUGACGACACAACGUCACACUCUCCUGAAGGUGAAGACAGCGACUUCACCCAAGAAUCUCUGAGCAGCGAUACAGACUGUGAAGGUGAUAUGAUGACUCACACUGGCAACAAACACUCUGAAAGCUCUAAAAAGAAGACAGGUAAACGUUUUAACUGCUCAGUUUGUGAUAAAAGAUUUUCUCGUAACGGUAAUUUGGUUCAACACAUGAAAACGCACACAGGAGAAAAACCUUUCAGUUGCUCACACUGUGGUAAAAACUUCACUUUAAAGGCAAACAUGAAAAGUCACAUGAGAACACACACAGGAGAAAAACCUUUCAGCUGCUCAGACUGUGGUAAAGGCUUCAGUCAAAAGUCAGCCAUGGGAUUACACAUGAGAACACACACGGGAGAAAAACCUUUUAGAUGCUCAAACUGCGGUAAAGGCUUCACUUUAAAGGCAACCAUGCAAAGUCACAUGAGAACGCACACAGGAGAAAAACCUUUUAGCUGCUCAGACUGUGGUAAACGCUUCAGUCAAAAAACACACAUGCGAUUACAUAUGAGAACGCACACAGGAGAAAAACCUUUUAGUUGCUCAAACUGUGGUAAAGGCUUCGCAUUAAAGGCAAACAUGCAAAAUCACAUGAGAACGCACACAGGAGAAAAGCCUUUUACUUGCUCAGACUGUGGUAAGCGCUUCACUUUAAAGGCAAACAUGCAAUUACACAUGAGAACACACAGGAGAAAAACCUUUCAGUCGCUCAGCCUCUUAAAAGUUUCACUCUCAAAGUAAAUGUGCUGUCACGUGAGGACUCACACGGGAAAAACCUUUUAGUUGCUCAAAUUGUGGUGACACAUUUUCUUGGAGGUCCCCUUUGAUAAAACACAUGCAGAGUCACCGAUGGUCGACUUUGACUUCCAUGCAGUCACUGUGUUGCUACUGUGUUGUAAUAUUCUUUGCAUGUGUCUUUGUCCAAUAAAUACAUCUUGUUUUUAUUCAUGUGUAAAAGAAAGACACGGUGACUGCAGUGGUUUCAUUUGUAGUUAAAGGUGUUUUAUUUGACUGUAUGCUGUCAUCACUAAAUGCUGUAACUGAUGAAGUCACUUCCUGUUCCAUUACUUCCUGAUUGGGUCUGGAAAGUAGUGAUUUGAUUCCUUUUACUGACUUGACUUCUGAUGAUUCACUCAUUGGGGUACGGACCGCUUUGAGGAGGGCUUAUCUUAUUCUGCACUAUUGAUUUGCUAAUGCUCAAACAAUUGUAUGUCAUAAAAGGGAAUCAUGAAAAUAUUUUGUUGUG
Messenger RNA from Dunckerocampus dactyliophorus (ringed pipefish), 3189 nucleotides. Its product is annotated as gastrula zinc finger protein 5-1-like. The record is from RefSeq and is a predicted model, not a curated record. Gene Ontology annotation, biological process: regulation of transcription by RNA polymerase II. Bases 747 to 2684 code for a protein of 645 amino acids. The transcript has 2 exons. NCBI's taxonomy places the organism in Eukaryota, Metazoa, Chordata, Actinopteri, Syngnathiformes, Syngnathidae. Gene Ontology annotation, molecular function: RNA polymerase II cis-regulatory region sequence-specific DNA binding; DNA-binding transcription factor activity.